Cicer arietinum (chickpea) is the source of this 1857-nucleotide messenger RNA. Its product is annotated as probable polyamine transporter At3g13620. Gene Ontology annotation, molecular function: transmembrane transporter activity. Gene Ontology annotation, biological process: transmembrane transport. Gene Ontology annotation, cellular component: membrane. The record is from RefSeq and is a predicted model, not a curated record. NCBI's taxonomy places the organism in Eukaryota, Viridiplantae, Streptophyta, Magnoliopsida, Fabales, Fabaceae.
AAUUGAUGAUACUAUAGAAUCACAUUCACCUUCAACAUUGGAAUUGGAAUUGGAAUAUAUAUAUCAUUAUCAUAAUAAAUUUUCAUUCCCACAUUCCAAAACCAUUUCACAAAAAUACAAAAUGGUUGAAUCUGAUAAUUCCCUUUACUCUUCAACACAAAAUUCUUAUAAUCAACAUCUUCUAAAUCAAAGGGUAGAAAAUGAAGAUCCAGAGCUAGAAACCAAAUCACAAAAAAAAUUAGCACUUCUACCUCUAAUUUUUCUGAUCUAUUUUGAGGUAUCUGGUGGUCCUUAUGGUGAAGAAGCAACAGUAGGUGCUGCAGGUCCACUUUUUGCAAUUCUUGGUUUUGUGAUUUUCCCUUUUAUUUGGAGUAUUCCAGAAGCACUUUUAACUGCAGAAUUAGCUACGACUUUCCCUGGAAAUGGUGGAUUUGUUAUUUGGGCUAAUGAAGCUUUUGGCCCAUUUUGGGGUUCUCUUAUGGGCUAUUGGAAAUUUUUCAGUGGUGUUAUAAAUUUAGCAUCUUUUCCAGUUUUGUGUAUAGAUUAUCUCAAACUUGUGCUUCCAGUUUUGUCCUCAGGGUUACCUCGUUAUGUGUCAAUUUUCUUUUCAACUUGUUUGUUGUCUUUUUUGAAUUAUUCUGGUUUGGCUAUAGUUGGUUAUACUGCAGUUGGUUUAGGAGUAAUUUCCCUUUUACCCUUUGUGUUAAUGUCUUUGAUUUCAUUGCCAAAAAUUGAUCCUAGUAGAUGGUUAAGUUUAGGUCAAGAGGGUGUGAAAAAAGAUUGGACACUUUUUUUCAAUACAAUUUUUUGGAACUUGAAUUUUUGGGAUAGUGCUAGUACUUUAGCUGGUGAAGUUGAAGAGCCACAUAAAACAUUUCCAAAAGCUUUGUUUUUUGCUGGAUUGCUUACAUGUUUAGGUUAUUUAAUUCCUUUGUUGGCUGCUACUGGUGCUAUGCCACUUGAUCAACAAGUUUGGGUUGAUGGGUAUUUUGCUAAUGUGGCUAGUUUGAUUGCUGGUAAUUGGUUGAAAUAUUGGAUGGAAAUUGGUGCUGUUUUGUCACUUAUUGGAUUAUUUGAAGCUCAAUUAAGUAGUGCUGCAUAUCAACUUUUGGGUAUGUCUGAUUUGGGAUUUAUACCUAAAAUUUUUGGUGAAAGGUCAAAGUUGUUUAACACACCUUGGAUGGCAAUUUUGGUGUCAACAUUUGUAGCACUUGCUAUGACUUUUUUCAGUUUUACAGAGAUUAUAUCUACUGUUAAUUUUUUGUAUAGUUUGGGGAUGCUUUUGGAGUUUGCUUCUUUCCUUAAGUUGAGGAAAAAAUUCCCUACAAUGAAAAGACCUUUUACGGUACCAAUUGGAUUCUUUGGUUUGAUACUAAUGUGUUUGGUUCCAUCAGUGCUUUUGGUUUAUGUCAUGACAGUUGCUACCAAAAUUGUAUAUUUGUCUAGUGCUUUAUUAACCUCAUUAGGGAUACUGUUGUAUUAUUUCAUGAAUAUUUGUAAGUCCAUGAGGUGGAUUGAAUUUACUGGUGUAGGUGAUAAAUUGGAUGAAGAUGAAGAUAUUAUCAUAUAGAAGUUGGGUAUAUGAUUGCUAGUAAUUUAUACUUUUGGGUGAAGCAAGCAAUUUUUGUAAGAUAUUUAUUUGGGGUUGAAGCAAUCUUUGUAAUAAUGUAUGUAAUUUUCUGCAGGAGAAAUUGGAUUCUCCUCAGUCACUAUUAUAUUAGUUAUGUAUUUAUUUGUCUUGCAACCGUCUGAAUGACGAUGUAGAUUCCAUUAUUGUUAUUAAUUUAUUUAUAAUAGGAAUUGGGAUUUCAAGAUCCCAACUUUCUGUAAAAGUGUAGCUAAAGACACGUUGGAUUC